Molecule: messenger RNA, 2565 nt
Organism: Symbiodinium natans
Lineage: Eukaryota; Dinophyceae; Suessiales; Symbiodiniaceae
Source: the annotation of a GenBank genome assembly
AUGGAUGGUUUCAAGGUUACGGGCAGGGCAUGCCUCAAGGGCCAGAAGGUGAGACUGACGUUAUCUCCAUCAGAACCCGUCAAGAAGCGUAGCAAACCUGGAGAGCCUCACAUUUACGUGCACAAGGUUCCAGAUGCUGAGGAAGUACUUGCAAAAGUAACCCGCGGGGACCUGCAGUGCCACGAGUCCAGGCUCCCGCUCUCUGCACACGACAUACGCGUCAUGAUCAACAACAUCCAAUUGUCAUUUGGUCUUCGUCAUCCAUCGCCUCCGUGGUCAUUGAGUGCCGACAAUCGCUUGCAGGACACCCUGCUCAAAGCCAAGCGUGCUGGACGAAAGCAACAAGCUGCUAUCCCCGAUAAGGAGAGUCGCCCAGCCAUUGGGAACGACAACGAGCAUCAGGAAGACCUCCAUGCCAUGCCGGUCAUUGUGCCCAUGAACACGAACGAGCCCGAUGUCCCCGCCAUUGGAAACGACAACAAGCAUCAGGACAACAUCCAUGCCAUGCCCGUCAUGAUGCCCAUGAACAUGGACAUGAGUGAGGCACAAGCGGAACUACCCACAGAAGAGGUUCACAUUGAUGACAUCGGGCCACCCCCGGUGGUGGAGGGCACUGGAGCCAACGCAAAUCGCAGCGAACCCAUCGAAGUAGCGCAGGACCUCGCCGAAGUGUCGCAGGACUUGUACCUGGCAAACAUGCCGCCCCAGCCACGCAUGUUGGAUGAAGCUAUGACCAAGUACGGCUCAAAAGAUUGGGUCCUGACCGAGCUGCCUCGUCCAACAUACACCAACAACGUGGACGGCAACCUGGAGUUGCAGGAUCUCCUGACAUAUUCCUGCAGAUUGGCAACCUCGCAACCAUUUCUGAAAAAGAUCGUCCAGCACGACUACAGCUUGCUUCCGCCGCAACUACGCCCUUCCGACUCCAUGCCCCGUGACGCCGCCGUGUCCUACAUCAUGCACAACCUCGAGGACGGCGCUAUGAAUGUAGUCCGUGUCUUCAAGUUUGCGAGCAAGACCUCUGUGAAAUAUGCGGUGGGUUUGUGUAGUGGAAAAGCGCAUUUCCCUGCAUGGCGGCAAGGCCCAUGGGCAUGGAAUAAAGCAGUCCACUCCUUACUUGACCGUCUUCCAGGCCAUCACGUAGUGUGGUGGUCUCUGAACAACAAGAAGGACAAGCCAGAGGUCAGUCGUUCUUCAACCCAGGCAUGGUCUGUGGAGGAUGAGGAACUCAUGGCAGGGGUAGACUACAUCAACAAGAACGCGCCAGAGGACGACUCGGAGAACCAGCAGUACGUUUGGAUUUUGCGGAACAUCCACUCGCACAGCAGGUCCCCCAUCAGCAACUGGCCGGAAUCUAAGGUCCUUCGCAUGGCACAAAACAAGAGCAGAGGCACUGCCGGGGCUACUUCCUUGAGCUUCUUUCCGAUGACCGUGCGAAGCGUGAAGCCCUGGAUGAGCACCUUCCUUCUACCACUCGUCAUGCCACUCCUGACCUCCUAUGGAAUGAUCACGCUUGGCUGGCCCGGGGUGGGGAAAACUCCAUUCCUUAUCUUGUUGUGCCUCGCAAUUGGUAGGUAUCACAUCACUCGUCUCGGUCUUGAAGGUGUUCGUCCAGCUUGGCGGCGAGCGAAAGCGAUCGACAACUUUCGCCACAAAACUGGACAGGUUCACGAAGGCCUCAUACUAGACGAUCCAUCGGUGGAGAAACUCGAUGCGGCUGACAUGAAGUCAUGGCUGACAUCAGAGGAGGACCAAAAUUGUUCGGGGCGCUACAAUGACGUCAAACUCGUCCGGAAUGGAAUGCGAGCGUUGUCCUCAAACAAUCUCAAAGAGGAGGAUGAACCCUUGAGCGAGCGAUGGCAAACAUCCAUCACGUGGGACGAGUUUUACAAGCUCGUGCAGAAGUUCUUUUGCUCCUACCCAGACCUCGAUGUUCUCGCCAUUCUUAAAAGGACCGUCGUCCUCGUCUUCGGCAAGCGUGCGUUGUACCUCCGCCUACCCAGUGGAGAGAAAGACGCUCCCAUCCACUUGAUUCGGAUUGAUUUGCAUGGGGAUCUUUUCUCAGAUAGAGACAAGCCUUACUACGCCAAGUACAAGCAAGGCAUCCACGAAUUACCCCCGACCUUUGCUGAUGAUGUGGAGGUGGAACAAGAGAUGCUACACAGGGGAAUGGAGUCGCUUCAGGCGGCCGGCCUCCCGGAAGUUUACAUCUCGGAUGUCAACUCAACCAUUGCGUCCAAGCUUAGCCCGUCAUCGCGCCCAGUACAUCUACCGUCGUCUCCAUCAACCGAUGAAGAAGCUCGCGUACCAGUCCCCGACCCAGAAGCGUUACCAGUUCGCUGCACGAAGCCACCAGGUCGACUUGGGCAAUUCAACCUACCUUCCACGAAGCGUCGCCUGACAAGCAAGACAUCUGUCGCAGUCCCCGUAGAGGAGUUCCACGCUGCAGGCCCCGAGGUGAAGUCCAUGCCGUCUUCGUCUUCCCGUCAAAAGGUUCUGCCGGACCAAGAAGAGACGCAGCUAUUGGAUCCAGAAGAGGAGGCCGCCUUGAUCUUGCAUGGCUGA